UGUGCAUGAUCAACUACCUUAAUUGAUCAAGUCAUGCCGCUCUCGUCUCUCGAUCUCUUCACGGCAUCUUGUUGCCUGGUUCUUCUUCUCGGACAUGCAACCAUUUGUCAGGGGUCGCCAUCGCGCGCGCCGCGGGUCUUUCCCGGACGGCGGAGAUAUAUUUCAUGGGCUGAUUUGAACGUGAGAAACCACUCGAGGUACUAUUCGGAUGCCAAAUAUCGGAUCUCCGGCAGAGUCAUUUUGGUCUCCAAGGACGGCGCAGGCGAUUCAAGGACCGUGCAAGGGGCAGUCGACAUGGUCCCAGACGGAAACGAUAACCGAGUUAGGAUUCUCAUAAGUCCGGGCAUUUACAGGGAGAAAGUAGUAGUUCCUGAGACAAAGCCUUACAUUUCAUUCAUCGGGAGGGGUAGCUCAGAAACCGUGAUCACGUAUCAUUUAAGGGCAGCGGAUCGGUAUUCCAACGGCCAAGCUGUUGGAACCUACGACUCUGCUUCAGUCGCCAUAGAAUCGAACUUCUUCUGUGCGAAUGGAAUUACUUUUCAGAACACAGCUCCCGCUGCGAAACCAGGGGAAGAGGGAGGGCAAGCAGUGGCACUGAGACUGACAGGAGACAGAGCCAUGUUAUAUCGUUGCAGGAUAUUGGGAUCUCAGGACACACUCUUCGACCACCUCGGCCGGCAUUAUUUCUUCCAGUGCUUCAUCCAAGGUUCCAUCGACGUCAUCUUUGGCAGUGCCAGAUCCUUGUAUCAGAGUUGCAGCCUUCACUCGGUUGCAGAAAGCUAUGGAGCAGUGGCGGCAUCGCAGAGGAACUCCCCGUCAGAUAAUUACGGCUUCUCCUUCGUUGACUGCAAGCUGAGUGGGACGGGGAAGGUGUAUCUGGGAAGAGCAUGGGGGAGAUACGCGACGGUGGUGUACUCCAAUUGCCAAUUGGAGGGCAUCGUGCUGCCUGAAGCGUGGAGCGACUGGGGAGACGCGUCACGGAGAAGGACAGUGUACUUCGGGCAAUUCAACUGCAAGGGAGAAGGUGCUGAGCUGGGAGAGAAGGUGGGCUGGGCGAGAUCACUCAGCUACGUGGAAGCGAAGUCGUUUCUGGACAGGGGAUACGUCGAUGGGGAGCGAUGGCUGGAUCUUUAAUCGGCCAUGAGCCUGAAUAUUCAAUUCUUGUGAUUGUUGAACACUUGAGUCUGCAAUAUUCUUUCUUGGUUCCUCUAGAAGUGACAGUUUGAUAGUAAUUCAUUUGAAUAACUAAAAUUUAUGUUCUUUAAAAUUAUAUGAACCAAAGCCUUUAUUUCUUGUUUUUGUACUCUCAAUGGAGAUAGUAGCCAUGUAAAACCUUUUAUAGACCCUCCAUAUUUAACUAAUUAGAGAUCCUCCGUGCAAA
Messenger RNA from Zingiber officinale, 1381 nucleotides. RefSeq names its product pectinesterase QRT1-like. The transcript has 5 exons. Gene Ontology annotation, biological process: cell wall modification. The record is from RefSeq and is a predicted model, not a curated record. The coding region runs from base 34 to 1134 and encodes 366 amino acids. Gene Ontology annotation, molecular function: pectinesterase activity. Lineage: Eukaryota; Viridiplantae; Streptophyta; Magnoliopsida; Zingiberales; Zingiberaceae.